AGCCUCCUCGGCGGCGGAGGAGGAGGGGGCAGAGUGAGGCCUUCGAGGCCGCGGAGAGACAGAGGCCGGGAAAAGAUGAUGGCGGCGCCGCCACCACCCGGACCACCACUCCCGCCGGCUGUGGCGCCGGCGGGGGGAGCGGGACCCGGGGUGAAGACAGGGGAGGAGAAGAUGAAGGAGAUGGAGGCGGAGAUGGCGCUGUUCGAGCAGGAGGUCCUGGGUGCUCCAGUGGCCACUCCAGCUGUCACGGCAGCACCAGAGACAGUGCCUGUGACACUGAUCCCGGUACCGGUCGCCCGCCCGAUCAUCGGAACCAACACGUAUCGGCAGGUCCAGCAGAGCCUGGAGGCCAGAGCCGCAGCUGCAGCCACCGUGAUGCCUCCACUCCUGGGACCUCCAUCACCGUUUGUCGGACCAGCUAUGCCGCCUCCCAGACAAGCUCCUAUUGUGCGGCCUGUGUUUGUUCCUCAUGUAUUACAGAGACCAGCUGGUCCCAGGAUUCCCCCGAUGAGGCCACCACCUCCCCCUCCCCUGAUGGGACCUCCGAUGCGGACCCCUCCCCCGCUCAUGAUGGGCCAUCCAAUGGCUCCGCCUCCUCCAAUGGGCCCGAUGCAUCCUGUGCGUUACUCCAACGUGAACCAGCUGCCACCCUUGAUGCCAGUGCACCCACCAGUAUUGCAGCCGGUGCCCAAGGUAAACUUGACCAUUAUCCAGGCAGCACCCACCGUCUACAGACCUCCUGUGGUGAAGCCCAAAGAGCUGGAAAUUCCUGAGCCUCACUUGCCGGCCAUGUUGGAGGACAAAGACCAUAUUAGCGCAGACGAAAGCCUGAUUGGGCCGACCAUGCCCGAAAUGGAGCCUCCGCACGUUGAGACCCGGCCCGUGAUCUUCCUCCAGGUUGGGGAGGUGGUGACCGAAGACAAGAAGAAGAGCAAGCAAGAGAGGACAAAGCGUUGUAUUCGGACGGCAGCCGGGAUUUCGUGGGAGGAUCCGAGUCUGCUGGAAUGGGAACACGACGAUUUCCGGAUCUUCUGCGGGGACCUGGGGAACGAGGUGAACGACGACAUCCUGGCCCGAGCCUUCGGAAAAUACCAGUCCUUCCUCAAAGCGAAGGUCAUCAGGGAUAAGCGCACAGGCAAGACCAAGGGGUACGGCUUUGUCAGCUUCAAGGAUCCCAAUGACUACGUGAGAGCGAUGAGGGAGAUGAACGGGAAGUACGUGGGAAGUCGGCCGAUUAAGUUGAGGAAGAGUAUGUGGCGGGAUCGGAAUCUGGACGUGGUGAGGAAAAAACAGAAGGAGAAGAAGAAGCUGGGACUGCGGUGAGCGACUACGGAGGGCGGCGCAGAAUCUUCAUGCCCCUCCCCUCUCCUCCCAGUCCCACCACCUGCCGGACACUGGGUGACACGGGGCGGACUCAAGCCUGGAGAUGGCAUGUGAUGUCCUCCCUCCCUCCAUCCCUUCCCCUCUCCCACCUCCCUCUCUCCCUCCCUCCCUCUCUCCCUCCCUCCCCCUCCCUCCCUCUCUUCUUCCUUCCCUCCCUCUCUCUCUCUGUCCUUC
Messenger RNA from Carcharodon carcharias (great white shark), 1557 nucleotides. It is a transcript of the gene rbm42, whose product is annotated as RNA binding motif protein 42. The transcript has 10 exons. The record is from RefSeq and is a predicted model, not a curated record. NCBI's taxonomy places the organism in Eukaryota, Metazoa, Chordata, Chondrichthyes, Lamniformes, Lamnidae. Bases 76 to 1323 code for a protein of 415 amino acids. Gene Ontology annotation, molecular function: mRNA binding.